Calypte anna (Anna's hummingbird) is the source of this 3185-nucleotide messenger RNA. RefSeq names its product exostosin glycosyltransferase 2 (gene EXT2). Gene Ontology annotation, cellular component: membrane. The transcript has 14 exons. Gene Ontology annotation, molecular function: glycosyltransferase activity. NCBI's taxonomy places the organism in Eukaryota, Metazoa, Chordata, Aves, Apodiformes, Trochilidae. Bases 228 to 2384 code for a protein of 718 amino acids. The record is from RefSeq and is a predicted model, not a curated record.
CGCACCGCCGCCCUCCCGCCGUCCCGGGGCGCCCUUCGGCUGCCGCCGCCCCCGGACGGAGCCGCUCUGGAGCUUGCGGUGCUGGCGGGCAUCGCGCCUGCGUCCCGGCGGUGAUUCCCGGUACCGGUGGUCAGGCUGGGUUAUCCCCGCUCCCUGGGAAGCUGGCAGCGCGGGCGGCGGGGCCCGAGCGACUGCGGGCGGAGAGACAGGAGACACUUGAUUCCAUCAUGACUGCAUCAGCCAAAUACAACUCCCGGGGUCCAGCCCUCAUCCCAAGGAUGAAAACCAAGCAUCGCAUCUACUACAUCACCCUCUUUUCCAUAGUCCUGCUUGGCCUGAUUGCCACAGGAAUGUUUCAGUUCUGGCCUCACUCUAUCGAGUCCUCCAGUGACUGGACUGUUGAGAAACGUAGUGUCCAUGAUGUGCCUGUGGUCAAGCUUCCUGCUGACAGCCCCAUUCCCGAGCGGGGAGACCUCAGCUGCAGGAUGCACACCUGCUUUGAUGUCUAUCGCUGUGGCUUCAACCCCAAAAACAAGAUCAAGGUGUACAUCUACUCCUUGAAGAAGUACGUGGAUGAGUAUGGGAUGCCAGUGAGCAACACCAUUUCCAGGGAGUACAACGAGCUGCUGACUGCCAUCUCUGACAGUGAGUUCUACACCGACGAUGUCACCCGGGCCUGCAUCUUUGUGCCAUCCAUCGAUGUCCUCAAUCAGAACACACUCCGGAUCAAGGAGACAGCUCAGGCUCUGGCACAGUUAUCCAGGUGGGAUCGAGGCACAAAUCACUUGCUCUUCAAUAUGCUGCCUGGAGGGCCACCAGAUUAUAACACUGCCCUAGAUGUUCCUCGGGACAGAGCUCUCCUGGCUGGGGGAGGCUUCUCCACAUGGACUUACAGACAAGGCUACGAUGUCAGUAUUCCUGUUUACAGCCCUGUGUCUGGGGAAGUGGAUCUGCCAGAAAGAGGACCAGGCCCUCGUAGGUAUUUUAUCCUGUCCUCCCAGAUGGCUCUGCACCCAGAAUACCAGGCUGAGCUGGAAGCUCUUCAAGCUGAGAAUGGGGAAUCAGUUUUGAUCCUGGACAAAUGCACAAAUCUCUCAGAUGGGGUCCCUGCUCUUCGGAAACGUUGUCACAAGAACCAAGUUUUUGAUUAUCCUCAAGUGCUUCAGGAGUCCACAUUCUGUGUUGUCGUGCGUGGGGCCCGCCUGGGCCAGGCUGUGCUCAGUGAUGUGCUGCAGGCUGGCUGUGUCCCUGUCAUCAUUGCUGACUCCUACAUCUUGCCUUUCUCUGAGGUUCUGGACUGGAAAAGGGCCUCUGUGGUCAUCCCUGAAGAGAAGAUGCCUGAAAUGUACAGUAUUCUGCAAAGUGUCCCCCAGAGACAGAUUGAGGAGAUGCAAAGACAGGCAAGGUGGUUCUGGGAAGCAUAUUUUCGCUCAAUGAAAGCAAUUGCUCUGGCUACUCUUCAGAUCAUCAAUGACAGGAUUUACCCAUAUGCUGCCAUUUCUUAUGAGGAAUGGAAUGACCCCCCCUCUGUGAAAUGGAGCAGUGUGAGCAACCCCCUCUUCCUGCCACUGAUCCCCCCUCAGUCCCAGGGUUUCACAGCCAUAGUCCUGACCUAUGACCGUGUGGAGAGCCUGUUCAGAGUCAUCACUGAGGUCUCCAAAGUGCCCAGCCUGUCCAAGCUGCUGGUUGUGUGGAACAACCAGAAUAAAAACCCCCCAGAAGAUUCCCUCUGGCCCAAGAUUCGUGUUCCCCUGAAGGUUGUCAGGACUGCAGAAAACAAGCUCAGCAACCGCUUCUUCCCCUAUGAUGAGAUUGAAACAGAAGCUGUCUUGGCUAUUGAUGAUGAUAUCAUUAUGCUGACCUCAGAUGAACUCCAAUUUGGCUAUGAGGUUUGGCGUGAGUUCCCUGACAGGCUGGUGGGUUACCCAGGUCGCCUGCAUCUUUGGGACCAUGAGAUGAACAAAUGGAAAUAUGAAUCAGAAUGGACCAAUGAAGUCUCAAUGGUGCUCACCGGGGCAGCCUUUUACCACAAGUAUUUCAACUAUCUUUACACCUACAAGAUGCCUGGAGACAUCAAGAACUGGGUGGAUGCACAUAUGAAUUGUGAAGAUAUUGCCAUGAAUUUUCUAGUGGCAAACGUCACUGGCAAAUCAGUCAUUAAGGUGACCCCAAGGAAGAAGUUCAAGUGUCCAGAAUGCACAGCAAUUGAUGGGUUAUCACUGGACCAGACACACAUGGUGGAGAGAUCUGAAUGCAUCAACAAGUUUGCCUCUGUCUUUGGGACCAUGCCUCUGAAAGUGGUGGAGCACCGAGCUGACCCUGUCCUGUACAAAGAUGACUUUCCUGAGAAACUCAAGAGUUUUCCCAAUAUCGGCAGCUUGUAAAGACACCUGGGAGACAAACAAUGGCCAAAAAGGUGCUGUGAGGAACAGAAGGCCCUGAAGAUUUAAAAAAAAAAAAAAAAAUGAUGGCUAGAAAGUGGGUUAUACCCGUGGGAGAUGAGGAUGGAUGUUUUAUCCUGGUGUGUUGGCUUCCCUUGUGUGAAGAUGCAAUGGAAAGCUGAACAACUGCUUCUCUGUUGCUCCCAGAGGAUUGAGGCUCUUUGUGAGCCUUCCCAGAGCUGGCAAGCACACACUUUUCUCCAAAGGAGGCUGUGGACCUGGAAGAACCAGCCAGGAUCUCCUCUCUCUCUCUCUGUGGUCUGACUGGCAGAACUGACCUGUUGAAUUCUCUGGUUUGUAAGCAUCCAGCCAGCCAUCCAUCCAUCCAAGGCAACUCUCUGCAAUGUCUAGCUGCUCUCUUUGGGAAGGAGUUUAGUGCCUCUGUGGCUGGUGGGCCUCUCUUUUGAGCUUAAUUCUUGGCCUAGGCAACCUUUUUUUGGGACCAACCUUUUUUUUUUUUGUUAAAUCAUAGAAUUGUCAGGGUUGGAAGGGACCCUAAAGCUCCCCCAGUUCCAACCCAUGGGCAGGAACACCUCCCACCAGGUUUUCUGCCUAGUGAGACAACUGUUUUCUUUUUUUACACCACCAGCAACAAAUAUCUGUGUGUUAUCACAGGGUUUAAAGGGCAAAGCAUUAUGUUUUGCUUAAAUUAUUUUGAUGGGAACUGAGGCAUACAGCAGCUGGGAGGAUGGUCUCCUUCAAAGCAGAGACCUGCAAGACAGGACUCCAAAUUCUGCACUUUUU